GACUGCGAGAGCUGAGCCCGGCGGAGAGAGGGAGUGAGGCAGGAGAGAGAGAGAGAGAGAGAGAGGAGAGAGCGCGGAGAGGAGGAGAGAGAGAGCGCGGAGAGGAGGAGAGAGAGAGCGCGGAGAGGAGGAGAGACGGAGCGGAGAGAAACAUCGGGAACAAAGCCAUGUGAGCAUCCAACUUCAGCUACACCGUAGAAUCGAGACCCUCUGCCAAUGAAAUUGAGAAGUGGUUGUCCCAAAAUGUCAAACGGUGUGCUUUCUGUCACCCUGUUCGUAAUAUUCCUCACACAUUCCUCAUGGAGCAGCAAGGAAUUCAUCAACUUUGCCAUCAAGGAUCGGGACUGGACGUUUAAUCACAUGGCAGUUCAUAGUAUAACAGGGAAUGUUUAUGUUGGUGCUGUCAAUCGGAUUUACAAACUCUCGAGCAACUUGACACUUUUGUUGUCACACAAAACUGGGCCAGAAGAGGACAACAAGUUGUGUUACCCUCCCCUGAUUGUACAACCUUGUAAUGAGCCCCUCACUCUGACCAACAAUGUGAACAAGUUGCUGCUCAUUGAUUACUCUGACAAUAGGUUACUGGCCUGUGGGAGUCUCUUUCAGGGAGUCUGCAAGCUCUUGCGAUUGGAUGAUCUCUUUAUCCUGGUUGAACCCUCCCAUAAGAAGGAGCACUACCUAUCCAGUGUUAACGAAACUGGCACCAUGUAUGGUGUCAUUGUCUCAUCAGAAGGCUCAGACAGCAAACUCUUCAUUGGUACAGCAGUGGAUGGCAAGCAAGACUACUUUCCAACAAUUUCAAGUCGAAAGUUGCCACAGGACCCAGAGUCUUCAGCUAUGUUUGAUUAUGUACUGCACAGUGAUUUUGUGGCUUCGCUGAUUAAAAUCCCUUCAGAUACCCUGGCCUUGGUGUCGCACUUUGAUAUAUUCUACAUCUAUGGCUUUAGCAAUGGAAAUUUUGUAUAUUUCUUAACGGUGCAACCGGAAACGGAAGGAAUUACCGGGUCAACCAGCGACCAGUUCUACACCUCCAGAAUUGUGCGGUUGUGUAAGGAAGAUGCCAAGUUCCAUUCCUACGUCUCACUCCCUGUGGGUUGUGUAAAAGAUGGGAUCGAAUACCGUCUCUUGCAGGCUGCCUAUUUGUCUAAGCCAGGAAAUGUGUUAGCAAAAUCUUUGAACAUUUCCACCACUGAUGAUGUUUUGUUCACUAUAUUCUCCAAGGGUCAGAAGCAGUAUAAGCACCCACCAGCAGAGUCCGCACUCUGUGUAUUUGUUGUGAAAUUUAUUAACCGUCAGAUAAAGGAAAGACUGCAGUCCUGUUACCGUGGUGAAGGGAAUCUGGAGCUGAACUGGUUGCUGGGAAAGGAUGUCCACUGCACCCAUGCGCCGGUCCCAAUCGAUGAUGAUUUUUGUGGAUUGGAUAUAAACCAGCCCCUUGGGGGCUCUGCACUUGUGGAAGGCAUCACAGUUUUCACGGAAGAUCGAGACCGGAUGACUUCGGUGGCCUCCUACGUGUACAGCGAUCACUCCGUGGCUUUCGUAGGAACUAAAAGUGGGAAACUUAAAAAGAUUCGUGUGGAUGGUCCGAUUCAGGGAGAUUCCAACUACGAGACAGUGCAAGUCAUGGUGGAUGGGGGCGCGAUCCUCAGGGACAUGGGCUUCUCCACAGACCUGCAGUACUUGUACGUCAUGUCCGAACGGCAGCUGUCCAGGGUACCCGUGGAAUCAUGUGAACAGUAUGAAACAUGCAGCCAGUGUCUGAGCUCAGGAGACCCGCACUGUGGCUGGUGUGUGCUCCACAACAUGUGCACGAGACAGGACAAGUGUGAGCGAGCAGUGGAACCACAUCGAUUCGCCGCCAGUGUUGGACAGUGUGUGAAGCUGAGUAUCCAGCCAAGCAGCAUAUCCGUGUCCGAGCACAGUGUCCCGCUCACUCUGAAAGUCAGUGAUGUUCCAGACCUCUCUGCUGGUGUCGUCUGUGCUUUUGGUGAAUUGACUGAGGUGGACGGUCAGACGAUGGGUGAUGUGAUCAUGUGCAUUUCACCAGCUGCUAAGGAUGUCCCUCCUGUACUCAGCAACCAAGAUUGGAUUGGAGUGAGUCUCCAGCUGAAGUCCAAAGAGACAGGACAGACCUUCGCCAGCACGGAAUUCAAGUUCUUCAACUGCAGCAUUCACCAGUUGUGUCUGUCGUGUGUGACCAGUGCUUUCCAUUGCCAUUGGUGUAAAUACCGAAACCUUUGCACACAUGAUCCAAGCAUCUGCUCAUUCCAGGAAGGACGAGUCAACUCCUCUGAGGAUUGUCCACAGCUGGUGCCCUCGAACGAGAUUCUUAUCCCAGUUGGAGAAGUGAAGCCGAUCACACUGAAAGCCCAGAAUCUUCCACAGCCUCAGUCUGGGCAACGGGGGUACGAGUGUAUCCUCAGUGUGCAGGGGGUGAGCCAGCGAGUGCCAGCUCUGCGGUUCAACAGCUCCAGUGUUCAGUGUCAGAACAGCUCGUAUCACUAUGAUGCAGUGGACCUCAGUGACCUGUUGAUCGAAUUCUCAGUGGUGUGGAACGGAAACUUCAUCAUUGACAACCCAGCAAACAUCAAAGUUCACCUGUACAGGUGUGAUGCACUGAGAGAGAGCUGCGGUCUCUGCCUGAAGGCAAACCAGAAGUUUGAGUGUGGCUGGUGCCAGUCUGACCAGAGAUGUAGCCUGAGGAAACACUGCCCCACCCUCACCUCUCAGUGGCUCCACCUGGCCAGCAAAAACGUCAAGUGCACCAACCCCCGUAUUACAGAGGUGACUCCAGCGUCUGGCCCACGGGAAGGUGGGACACAGGUGACCAUUCACGGAGUGAACCUGGGCUUGGAUUUCCUGGACAUUGCUAACAGUGUCCGUGUGGCAGGAGUCCAGUGUAUCCCGCUGUUGGAUGGUUAUAUCAUCGCUGAACAAAUUGUGUGUGAAAUGGGGGAAGCGAGGCCUUUCACGGAAUCGGGUCCUGUCCAGCUGUGUGUUGGCGCGUGUAAGCCUGACUUCAUGACAGAGUCGUCACUGCAGUACACUUUUGUGAAGCCAUCUCUGCAGGAUCUGAGCCCAAGUCGAGGUCCAGAGUCUGGGGGGACAAUGGUAACAAUUACUGGCAAACAUCUUGGUGCCGGAAGCAGUGUCAAUGUGAUGUUUGGAAACCAAACCUGCGAGUUUUACAGGCGUUCUGUGUCUGAGAUUGUCUGCGUUUCUGCUCCAUCUCUGCACGGUCCUGGUGUUGUCCGCGUUUCGGUGAGUGUUGAUCGAGCACAACUGGAGGAUAGUCUGCAGUUCGAAUUUAUCGAUGAUCCAACGGUCCUGCGGAUUGAACCAGAGUGGAGCAUUGCCAGUGGCAAUACUUCCCUGAUUGUCUUUGGAACGAACUUGGAUGUAAUUCAAGAACCCAGGAUCCGGGUGAAAUACAACAGCCAGGAAUCUCUCAAUGUGUGUGAGGUGGUGAAUUCGACGACCAUGACCUGCCGAGCUCCAGCACUCACCCACGAGCAUCAGCCAGGACAGGACACCGUGGAGCGUCCCGACGAGUUUGGUUUUGUCUUUGACAAUGUGCAGGCUCUGCUGAUCUACAACAACACAAACUUUGUCUUCUACCCAAACCCAACCUUUGAAGCUCUGAGUACAACAGGCAUGCUGGAACAGAAGCCGGGCGCCCCCAUUAUACUGAAAGGCCGGCACCUGCUCCCACCUGCUGCCGGGGGGGCGAAGCUGAAUUACACCGUGCUGAUCGGGGACACACCCUGUGCUGUCACCGUUUCCGAGACGCAGUUACUUUGUGAACCUCCCAAUUUAAGUGGACAGCUUCGAGUUCUGGUACAGGUGGGUGGGUUACAGUUCUCACCAGGCACAGUCUACAUCCUUUCCGACAGCCUGCUCACGCUCCCGGCCAUCAUCAGUAUCGUGGCGGGCGGCACCCUUCUGCUGGUCAUCGUGGUCAUUGUUGUCAUUGCCUACAAGCGGAAGUCCAGGGAGAACGACCUGACCCUGAAACGGCUGCAGAUGCAGAUGGACAACCUCGAGUCCCGGGUAGCUCUGGAGUGCAAAGAAGCAUUUGCAGAACUUCAGACGGACAUUAAUGAGCUGACCAGUGACAUGGACCGCGCUGGGAUUCCGUACCUCGACUACAGGACGUAUGCCAUGAGGGUUUUGUUCCCAGGGAUUGAGGACCAUCCCGUUCUCCGGGAGCUGGAGGUCCCAGGAAAUGGGCAGCAGAACGUGGAGAAAGCUCUCAAGCUCUUCGGACAACUCAUCAACAACAAGACCUUCCUGUUGACGUUCAUUCGGACAUUGGAGUUACAGAGGAGCUUCUCAAUGAGGGACCGUGGGAACGUGGCCUCCCUGAUCAUGACUGCACUGCAAGGCAAGCUAGAGUAUGCCACGGACGUGCUGAAACAUCUGCUGUCCGACCUCAUCGAGAAAAACCUCGAGAGCAAGAACCACCCCAAACUGUUGCUUCGCAGGACUGAAUCUGUGGCUGAGAAAAUGUUGACAAACUGGUUUGCGUUCCUUCUGCAUAAAUUCCUGAAGGAGUGUGCAGGCGAGCCACUCUUCAUGUUGUACUGUGCGAUUAAGCAACAGAUGGAGAAAGGUCCAAUUGACGCAAUCACAGGCGAGGCUCGCUACUCACUGAGUGAAGAUAAAUUAAUCCGACAACAGACAGAAUACAAGACGCUGAUUCUGAACUGUGUGAAUCCGGAGAAUGAGAACAGCCCAGAGAUUCCAGUAAAGGUCCUGAACUGUGACACUAUCACCCAGGUCAAAGAGAAAAUCCUGGACUCAAGUUACAAAAACGUCCCAUAUUCACAGAGGCCAAGAGCCAUUGAUAUGGACCUAGAGUGGCGUCAAGGAAGGAUGGCACGCAUUGUUCUGCAGGAUGAAGAUAUCACCACCAAGAUAGAGAGCGACUGGAAACGCUUGAACACGUUGGUGCACUAUCAGGUGUCUGAUCGAUCAGUUGUUGCUCUGGUUCCUAAGCAGACCUCUUCUUACAACGUUCCAACCACAACCACGAUGUGCCGGACAUCCAUUAGCCGCUACGACUCCACCUUACGGUACACAGGGAGCCCUGACAGUCUGCGUUCCCGGGCUCCAAUGAUCACUCCGGAUUUGGAGAGUGGUGUUAAAGUGUGGCACCUAGUAAAGAACCAUGACCAUGGAGAUCAGAAGGAGGGGGAUCGUGGCAGCAAGAUGGUCUCUGAGAUCUACCUGACAAGACUGCUGGCAACCAAGGGCACGCUGCAGAAGUUUGUGGAUGACCUGUUUGAGACGCUGUUCAGCACUGUCCAUCGUGGCAGUGCCCUCCCGCUCGCCAUCAAGUACAUGUUUGACUUCCUGGACGAGCAGGCUGACAGGCAUGUCAUCCAUGACACAGAUGUUCGGCACACCUGGAAGAGCAACUGUCUACCUUUACGGUUUUGGGUCAACGUGAUUAAGAACCCGCAGUUUGUGUUCGACAUUCACAAGAGCAGUAUCACGGACGCCUGCCUCUCUGUGGUGGCCCAGACCUUCAUGGACUCCUGCUCCACCUCUGAGCAUCGACUUGGCAAGGACUCCCCGUCUAACAAGUUGCUGUAUGCCAAGGAUAUCCCCAACUACAAGAGCUGGGUUGAAAGGUACUAUGCUGAUAUCACCAAAAUGCCUGCAAUCAGUGAUCAGGAUAUGAAUGCCUACCUGGCCGAGCAGUCUCGUCUGCACGUCAGUGAAUUUAACAUGCUGAGUGCACUGAACGAAAUCUACUCCUACGUCACCAAAUACAGUGAAGAGAUAACUGCUGCCCUGGAACAAGACGAACAAGCCCGGAGACAGCGACUCUCGUACAAAGUGGAGCAGCUGAUCGCCGCCAUGUCCCUAGAGAGUUGAGCACUGUGUCUUCAGGACCUAGAAUCGACAGUGAGCGCUGGAGAAAGGGAAGCUGUGAGAUGGCAAGAACCAAGCAUGGACCUGUGGUCAUCCCAUGGCCAAUCCUUGCCCAGUGGCUGAGAUGGCUGUUUCAGUUUGAAAGGGGCUGGGUGCCUCUGUUUUCUGUUUCUUUGAAUACAGCUGUGUUCACAAUACUACCUUUAGUUGACUUGCAGUUGGGAUUCUGAUAAGCUUGAUAAAAUGGUUUACCUUUCCCAAAGGUAACUUUGGAAGUACAGCUAAUUGUUCUUCGUUUACUGAUCAUUGGACCAGGACUUGGUGCUAAUGACCAAUGUGGGCAGUUUCUGUGGCUGGGAUGGGAACCGCGCGGUGAACUCGGCACAGUGCCGUAGACGUUACCUCCCUGCUGCUGCGAGAACACCUCUCACCGGCACCACAAUCACGCACAACUGGCCAAAGCCUCUUCCACCAAGGAGACAGGCUGGUGGCACCAUGCUCCCAGUGAAGUUCGACUAAAGAACAGGGGACUUCACAAACAGAAGUGUGGGAACUUUUGGCUGCAGCCUUUGCCUUUCUUUGGUCAAUGCCAACCCUGCUUCACCACAACCUCUAUCAUUCCGAUACAGAACAUUUCUGCACACGUGAAGACAAAGUCAUCUGUGCAUUGGCAUUGUCUGUUUUUUAAUGUUACUUCUGCAUUCAUUCUGCAGAUGAAAAUUCCAUCAUUGCUGCUAUAUCACUGAACUAUUCUGUGUGAUAACACUAGUCAGUGUGCAACCUGAGGUUUGUGCUGCACAUUGUGGCUUCAACCUUGAAUGUAAUUCUGUGGCACAGUGGGAAACGUUAUACUGGGAAUCCAUCAAUGCCAGUGUCGAUGAUCCUGUCAAUCCCAAUCCUGUCUUUCACUGAUCCCUACUGCAGUGCAUAACUGCCCCUUUCUGUGGUAUCCUCAUCCCCUGACUGUCCUUCCCGACUGUUGUGUUUCCUCAGGGAGGGGAACCUGAUGACAAACACUGCCUGAGCAGGAUGUCUUCCCUUUCAUCAAAUCCGGUCACUGGGAAGGAUGGGACUGAUCAGCUCAGUAUCCCAGGCAGGGGAUCACAGAAGGGUGUGUCAGCUAAAGGUGGAAUUGGCUGGACCUGCCCCAAUAAAUCUCAGUGGGCUUCCCUCGGCAGCGACUGAGGACGGCACCACGCUGGAGCUCCCGGGACCCACUGCCGCAUCCUCACCCCAAACGGGAGCAGCUCGAUUUGCCAAGAACCAGAUCGGUUUGCAGUGUUGAUUUGCAUCACCAGCAAUGACAUUAGAAUGGUGUCUGUACUGGGAAUAAUUUGUGUUUGGGCUCUGAUGUUCCUCAAGUUAUUGAGAGGGUUCAGGUUCUCAUUGCUCCGACGUGUUUCCCUCUCUCGGUGUCAUUGCGGCAGGUUUGUGGGAACCUGACCAGGCGAGACUUGGGCACCUCCAGUGUUGGUGGCUGAGCCGGCCUUUGGUGCGCUGGGAGCCAGCAGGUAGGAAGCAGAACAAGGGAAGAUGCUCCGAGGUGAGGUGUUUGCUCCCCACAGUGUGUGGAAGUUACCAGCUGAACGUUGGUGGCACAGACCGAGGUUACUCAGAGGGAGGCACAGACUGCCAGCGCACAAGGCAAGGCGAGGGUUAGAAGAGGUGCAGUGCCAAAGAUUUUAUGUUACUGUCUCCUGUCAUACAACGGCAACAGCAGAAUCUGUGAAAAUCCUUCCGAACUACUUCACCUUCCCCCCCUUCCACAUUGAGAAACCAAAGGUGUUCGAAGUGCAUGACCUGGCUCCACACAACCUGUAGAAAUGUAAAUAUUGUCCAUACCUCUGAGUGAGAAGGGAAACCCAGAACUACUUUUUAUUGCUGUUGUGCUUGGUUCUCUAGUAAUUCAGUUCCUGUACAAAGAUGUGGGUGGUGUUAUUUGCACAUUUGUGAGAAGCUGUCUAUUGUGUUUGACAUAGUUUCACCUAAUGUUUCUGAAUCAGUGGCUGCGAAUGGGUAUUGAAACUGGAAGAGAGGAGCAAAUGGAGUGUCAAUCUGUGUACGGGCAGAGUGAGUGGAUGGCUUGGAGCCAGAUGUUGGCUGGAUGGCAUAGAACCAGAUAUGAAUGGAAUGCACGCAGUACCAGAUGUUGACCGGAUAGCACAGUACCGGAUGUUUUGAUGGUACUGUACCAGAUGUUGAAUGAAUGGCACGUGGUGCCAGAUGUUGUGCAACAUUUUUGUUUGGAAAGUAGUUUUGUGAGUUGUUCCUCUGCAUGCUGUUAGUCAGAACCUGAACUAAUCCGUUACUCCGAGCAGGGUUGCUAUAAGUUAGGCUGAGCAGUCUUAUUGUAAAAUGAUAAGGACACACAGGUGACACUCCUUCAUAUGUUGUUCUAUGCUUCAGGUUAUUGUUUACCUCUCGGGAAACAUCUCUGUUUAAAGCUGUAGAUGUAUGGCUGUACGUGCUCAGUGUGCGUGCGUGGCUGUACGCGCUCAGUGUGUGUGCGGGGCUGUAUGUGUGCGUGUAUGCACGGCUGUACGCACACAGUAUGCGCGCGGCUGUACUCCACGUUUCCAAUUAAACGCUGAAAUGUUUAAUCACAACUGUCACUUAAGCAGCAAGACCUGAGCUUGCAAUUCCAAACAGUUGAGCUGCUUCACCCAGCACUGAAUGAGCCUCGUGUGUCCAUGAUUGUCAUCAGUUCAACUUAAUCACAUUGAUUCCAAAUCACUCAUCACAAAUUGGUUAUUCAUGUUUUUUAAACAUCUGGUAGAAUUCCUAUGACAACAUUUAAAAUCCUUCAGGAUAUUCACUAAUGAACAGUUGCUCAGGCAUCCAGUAAUUGUUGGUUUGGAAUGUAAGAAAUCAACAUUCAGAUAAUCGGAGAAAGAGCGUUACAGGAAUGCUGGGAAGCUGUAACAGGGCAAACUGUACAAUUUAUUCAAUAGUUAUUCAUCAGUGACUAGAUCACCAGAACAAAUGUUUGCAGAACAAUUCAACCAUAAACCAUCCAGAGAGACAUUGAUUUAACAUUUUUCAUUGGACUGGCAAGGUAAAGAUGAUGCAGUGAAGUCACCUCAGAGUAAUGAAAUUUGAUCUGCUCAAGUUGACCAUCUGAACUACACCAUAGAGUGGUGGAGCGCGGAAACAGGCCUGUUGGCACAACCCAUCCAUGCCGACCAAGGUCCCAUUUACCUGUGUUUUGUCCAUGUCCCUCUAAACCUUUCCUAUCCAAGAACACCAAUCUUUAUCCCUUUCUUGGUAUUUGGACCACAAAGACAAAAUCCGUUCUGUUCAUAAUUAUCCCAUUACAGAGGCAAUAUAAAGCUGCCAUCCAGUUAUUGUCACCAAUUUAAACAGUGCUUUAUCCUGUCAGUGUUCUGUAGAAACCCUGUUCUGUUCACCGGAUCCCUCAUCUUUCACCCCAGACCAUCUCUGGCCCUCUGGCUAUUGUGCAGUGAAAACUGGAGCUCUGCAAUGUGAAGGGAAUGUUCCAGGUCAGUUUGAAGAACACUGUUGGGGUGAGGAUGAUCCACUAAACUAUUUAAAAAUCGUGGAGACACAGGAGACAGCAGAUGCUGGAAUCUGGAGCAACAGACGAUCUGCUGGAGGAACUCAGCAGGUCAAGCAGCAUCUGUGGGGGGAGAGGAAUUGUCGAGGAUUCAGGCCGAAACCUUGCAGCAAAACAGUCCCGAUGCAGGGUUUCAACCUGAAAUGUCACCAAUUCCGUUCCUCCCACAGAUCCUGCUCGACCCGCUGAGUUCCUCCAGCAGAGUGUUUGUUGCUCAGUUUAAAAACCGUUCCUAUUUGUUAUAUUGUGUACCUAUUGUAUAUAUGAAUCGCUCCUAUUUUGCAAGCCAGAAUCACUUUGUACUGUUGUUGUAUAUAAAUAAAAGUAACUUGAUAAAA
This is a messenger RNA of Pristis pectinata (smalltooth sawfish), 9792 nucleotides long. Its product is annotated as plexin-A2-like. The transcript has 32 exons. Gene Ontology annotation, cellular component: semaphorin receptor complex. Gene Ontology annotation, biological process: semaphorin-plexin signaling pathway involved in axon guidance; regulation of GTPase activity; negative regulation of cell adhesion. Bases 217 to 5883 code for a protein of 1888 amino acids. NCBI's taxonomy places the organism in Eukaryota, Metazoa, Chordata, Chondrichthyes, Rhinopristiformes, Pristidae. Gene Ontology annotation, molecular function: semaphorin receptor activity; protein binding. The record is from RefSeq and is a predicted model, not a curated record.